Messenger RNA from Doryrhamphus excisus (bluestripe pipefish), 4476 nucleotides. It is a transcript of the gene hrh1, whose product is annotated as histamine receptor H1. Gene Ontology annotation, molecular function: histamine receptor activity. The record is from RefSeq and is a predicted model, not a curated record. Lineage: Eukaryota; Metazoa; Chordata; Actinopteri; Syngnathiformes; Syngnathidae. Gene Ontology annotation, cellular component: plasma membrane. Gene Ontology annotation, biological process: regulation of vascular permeability; positive regulation of MAPK cascade; positive regulation of vasoconstriction.
CUGUGAUUCCCAUUGCCAUGUCUCCUUUACAUGGUUGGUAAGGUGAACACUCAAGGUAGACGAGAGAGAGACAGAGGCACACUCCGUUUUUUUGUUUUUUUUUUCAGAGCUUCCAGCCUUUUUUUCGCGUUGAGUGGGCAGCAGCCGGACUGGAAUACAUUUCUGGUGUAAAUAGGCGAAAUUGGUGUAAUCAAUGGAAUGAGGAUUGAGACCAUACUGAGUAUAACCUUUCGGUUCUUACCUCAUCAGACCCUAUUUCUCCACACGCUUGGACCCACAGCUGUGUUUACCACCAUGGGACUGGAUCGAUAGGCUCAUAGGAUGGAAUCUGCUCUGUCACUCUCCACGGUCCAUCUAUACCUGAACACAAACAGCUACGACAACAACAGCAGCGUCUGCACCAGCCGGGGCAUCCACCUGGAUGACCCUAAUGCCUCGACGCUCAAUCAGUCGCUUUCCCUCCAUGGCAGACUUCAUGGCGUCCUCUUGGGUGUUUCUCUGGGCUUUCUGUCUCUCCUCACCAUCAUAAUGAACCUGCUGGUUCUUUACGCUGUAAAGAAAGAGAAGAGCUUGCACACGGUGGGGAACCUCUACGUUGUUAGUUUAUCCUUGGCCGACUUGAUUGUCGGAACCACGGUGAUGCCACUCAACUUGGUGUAUCUGCUGGAGGACGAGUGGAAGUUGGGCAGGGCCGUGUGUCAGUUUUGGCUAAUUAUGGAUUAUGUGGCGAGUACCGCAUCUAUUUUUAGUUUGUUUAUCCUCUGUUUGGAUCGGUACCGCUCUGUUAGACAACCGCUCAAGUACCUAAAGUAUCGAACACGAGGGAAAGCGAGCGUGAUGAUAUCCGGAGCCUGGCUGUUGUCAAUGAUGUGGAUUGUUCCUAUUCUAGGAUGGAGGUCCUUUACCCGUGUAGAACUUAAACCCGAAGAGGAAAACAAGUGUGAUACAGACUUCCGCUUUGUCACAUGGUUCAAAGUCAUUACAUCUGUUCUUAAUUUUUAUGUCCCUUCAGUUCUGAUGCUUUGGUUUUACACUCAUAUCUACUUAGCAGUGAGGCAACAUCUCAGAGACAGAGAGAGGAUCAUCCACCCAACUAAUUCAUUCGGGGAAAAUGAAAACGGGCAAAAUAUCCAGACAUCAAACGCCUCUAAGUCCCCGGAAAAGGAAAGCGACGCUCCAAUGAAACUGUUAAAAAGGCAGCUUGACCAGAAGCUUCUAGACCAGACGUACUCCCUUGAGGAGUUUCAGAAGACCAAAAGUGCUCUUUCCAGAUCGCACAGAAAAAUCGGUGCGCAAUGUCCAGACCUGGCAGUGACACAGCCACUUACAGUGUCUACUAAACCAGGAAAGGGCUCCAUAUCCUCUGAGGAGAAGAACCAGGACGCUGUUGUUCCUGUCAGUCCCCCUUCCUUGCAACCAGAAGACGUCAUUUCAGAAAUGAAUCGUGAAUCAUCUUUAAAUGAAUGCCACGUCACGGUGCCAAAAUCUGUCAGUGGCGUUUGUGACAUCAGUCAAGUGCAGAGUUGCUCAUCUGUAGUCAACAAUAACUUUGACCCCGGUCACGCUUUACCAUGGUCGAAGGCGGGCGACGACGACGACGACAACGAUGACCUAGACGUGGCCAAUGAGAUGACUCUAAGACAAACAUGGCAAAGGUUCGUGGAGCACUCUAGGGAGAGGCUUCAAAGCCUGAGGAUCCACAAAGAGCAUAAGGCAGCCAGGCAGUUGGGCUUCAUCAUCGCAGCGUUCCUGCUGUGUUGGAUUCCGUACUUCAUAACCUUCAUGGUGAUGGCAUUCUGCAGGGAGUGCGUACACCACGACCUGCACAUGUUCACCAUAUGGCUUGGUUACUUCAACUCCACCCUAAACCCUUUCAUAUACCCGCUAUGUAAUAGGAAUUUUAAAAGAGUCUUCAAAAACAUUCUGCAUGCCAAUUUGUGACAGUCAUUCUAGCAUCUCUCUGUUUCAUCAGUAUAUUAUUGAAGUUGAAAUGUUUGUGCUAAUAACAGAAUACAGUCAUACAGGUAGUAUUUUAUUUAAAGGGGCCCUAUCUCACAUUUCCAACUUUUCAGACAUACAGUGACAGUAACGCCAAUUAUUUUAUUUUUGCUGUAGACUGAAAACAAAAGAAGCAUUUAUUUCCAGGUAUUCACAUCUGGAUCGGAUACACAACCUCGACCUCAAUGAAAAUAGGCGGGCAAACACCAGCUUCCAAGAAAGUUGGAUAUUUCCUCCCACAUUCCAAAAACAUGCUAGGUUAAUUGGAGACUCCAAAUUGUCCAUAGGUAUGAAUGUGAGUGUGAAUGGUUGUUUGUCUAUAUGUGUCCUGUGAUUGGCUGGCGACCAGUCCAGGGUGUACCCGCAGCUCUCGCCUGAAGACAGCUGGGAUAGACUUCAGCAUAUCAGCGACCCUAAUGAGGAUAAGCGGUAGAAAAUGGCCACAACAAGGACCCCUCACUUAGACAACAGCAUCUUUUGUGAACGCACCAUUUUUUUGUGAGCAACAAUACUGGAACAUGUGAUUAACAGUGGCCAACCGUGUCAUCAAACAUUGCAAUUUCAGACUGCAUUUAGAGGUGAAAACAACAUGAAGAAAAGGGGAACUGUAUUUUGUGGGGGAUUUUACCCAUCAUUCACAAUUCUUAUGUGAAACAUGAACAUGUAUUUCUUUCUUUUUUCUGUGCAUUCUUGCACGGGAAAACUAGUUAAUAUGAGCUAGCGAACAAUGGACGUCAUAGUAUGUAUUUUGAUGCUAAAGUCCUCACAAAGAACCCCUUAAAAAAAACGCAGUGUUCUAUUUUACAUAACGGACAUCUAUAUUAACCAAGCUGUAACAAUAUUGUUAUUGUAGCAGUUAAAAAACGAGAUAAAAAACUAGUUUUAUCUGGCGCAUUAACACGACACCCCGCUAGCCACUCAUGUCAGCGUCUGUUUUGUUUAUUUCUCAUAAUAUGACAUUUUUCUUAUGACAUUUUGCUACUAAUUAUGUUUUUUUCAUAAUAUUAGGACUUUUUCUUAGAACUCUUUUAUUUUUUUAUGUUUUGACUUCAUUGUUGUUGUCUUUUGUUUGUCCGUUUAGCUUUCUUGUUAAAUUAUACUUUUAGAAUGUGCCACAGGCAGUCAAGAAAAUAGUACACACUUUGGACAUCCCUGUAAUGAGUGGUGAGAUUUCAAGUCAAGUCGACUAAUGAGGGUCAAUCCAAGGGUGUUUAAUAAUAACACCACCAUGUGGUGUAUUUGUCAGAAAAUUAAUAGCACAGGAAACACAAUAGGGGUGAAAGUUUUGACAAAUUUUCACACUUUUGUGCGAUGCGAUUAAGGAGUUGAAGAGUUGCACAAACAAAUCCAUAAAAAACUAUAAUUAUUCUCUAUGUUUUUAUUAUCCUCCCAAUAGAAAAGCAAUUACUCUAUUGAUUUUGAGAUGUGUCAAAUACAAAAAGACUGAAGUAGCAGAGGUCCAAGGUCAGAUCAUUUUAUUUUUUUUCUUUUCUAGUUAUAAGGGGUCUUGAUGGACACAGGAUAUGGCACAAAGCGAUGAUGCGGGUACCAAGGGCCACCUUGUCCUUGUCACCGUUGUUGUCUCAUUGUUAUUCAUAGAUUAUAGUGCUUUUAUGGAUCUGUUUGUACUCUACAUGCUCUCCCUGCAUGCUUUUGGUUCCAUGUACCCAUAUGAUGCUCUUUGAAUGCAAGUCCAUCACACGCUUGUGACUAUGCGGUUUCAAGGUUUACAUUAUCUUGAAAAUAAGAACGUAUGAAUGUAUAGGCUUCCAUUUUCCAUUCAGUGUGUAUUAAACAAGAGUAUACAGAUAGUUUGUGUGUUUGUGUGUGUUUUUUUAAUGUAUUAAGUUUCACAUUGAGACUCAUGGCGACAGGAUUUAUUAUACAAAUGAUAAUGCAACAUUAAUGUCUUGGUUGUGGCUGAUUAUUUGUGGGGAAACAAUCUUCGAGAAAGAUGUUGUUAGUUUUUUACGUUCAUUGUCUCAAUAAAACCUAAAAAAAAACAUCUUGGAAUUGCUUUUUGCCAUAAAAAGGAGUUGAAACAAUGUGACUUAUUUUAUGUAACCAUUGCACAAGGCUGUGGGGACACAGAUAAUAUUCAGACAUGCAAUAUAUUUGCACUGAUUCAAUAUUUGGAACUCAAGAGCCUCGAUCAGGCUCGAUUAGAGCACAUUAUCAUGUUUUGCAUCAGGAGAAGGCCUGCUGAUCUUAUUAUGAAUCGGGGAGGGGGAGUCAAACUGAACAAGGGGCACAAAUUAUGUGAACAGGAGAUGAAUAGUUAAUGGCUGUGGUUCCACUGUGUUCUGCUAACUUAAACUUCAACUUGAGAUUGAUGUUUUUCCGUUCUCGUUGAUGUGUUUUCCACAAAUAACUCCUUGGAUACAGGUGGGCUUUCGGGGGCAAAAUGUUUAAGAAUUUGAAUGACAGUCAAUAUUUUUUUUUUACUUUUGUAUAGUUAUUUUUGCACCACUGACUUUA